This is a messenger RNA of Raphanus sativus (radish), 1043 nucleotides long. RefSeq lists its product as uncharacterized. The record is from RefSeq and is a predicted model, not a curated record. NCBI's taxonomy places the organism in Eukaryota, Viridiplantae, Streptophyta, Magnoliopsida, Brassicales, Brassicaceae. The transcript has 3 exons. Bases 171 to 893 code for a protein of 240 amino acids.
GUACCGAGGAAAUGCAUUUCAAUAUCCUGGAAACCCAUGUUGUGGAAAAACCCAUUUUCAACAGUAGGCGCUCCAUGAAUGCCCACUCUACCCUAUCAUAAGCUUUGCUCAUAUCCGUCUUAAUAGCCAUAAAGAGACCAAACUGGAUUAAGAAAACUUUGUGGAGAAAAAUGUGUGCUUUUUGGGACACUGAUAAAGCCAAAGAAAAGAGUUUGACGGCUUCAGUUGCUCGGAUGUCUGACCGUAAUGGUCUUGGUCCUCACAAGCACAACUCUGGGCAGAAGUCUUUCAAACAAAUCGAGCAAGAAUUGGUAGAGGAAUUGGGCAGACCGGUGACUCUUAGUGAAGUCUUCAUUAAGACUCAUACAAAAAAGGAUGGGACCUUUGUGGAUAUGAAAGCACAGGAGGUUGCUGAGGUGUAUCGGCGGAACAAACAGUCAAGGUUGGAGGACCUUAAGGCUGAAAACGCAGACCCUUCAGAGUCUAGUUCACAAGCUCCAGAGCUCUCUAUAGAUGAGGAUAAUGAGAUAUUCCUCCUGUCUACUUUCACAGACAAAAGAGGAAAACAUUAUGGAAUUGGAAGCCUCAAGAGUACUCUCGUCAAUGGAAAGCGGAAGUACAGUGCAUCCUCUUCAAUCCUGGACCUGCAAAAACAGCUUGAUGAAGCUCACCGCAAGAUCGAGGAGCAGGCUGCCCAGAAUGCAAUUGCUCUCCGCAAAAUCGAGGAGCAGGCUGCCCAAAAUGCAAACAAUCUCCGCAUCAUCGAAGAGCAGGCUGCUCAUAAUGCAGAGCAGGGAGCACAGCUCAAGGAGUUAUCGGUAAUGAACAAGUUUAUGACUGCAACAAAUCCUCAGUACGUUGAAUUCGUUGCAGCUAACAAGUCUGGUGAUUAAGUUCUCUUUUUCUUAGAAUCUAAGUUCUUUCUUUUGUGUACUUUCAAACUUAUGAUCAGGUGUUAAAGUAUUUUCAGCUUGUUAAACUCCUAAAUAAGGAGUUCUUUUGUAUCAAAACAUAAGCUUGUUAAAAUUUCCAGUUUCUUAUUA